Molecule: messenger RNA, 3051 nt
Organism: Owenia fusiformis
Lineage: Eukaryota; Metazoa; Annelida; Polychaeta; Sabellida; Oweniidae
Source: the annotation of a GenBank genome assembly
CAAGAAUGAACACACAUUAGCAAUUCUUUGAGAAAGUCUUGCAAGAUUCCACGCAUGUGCAUCACAUUUACGUCUAAAUCAUUCAUGAUUUCAUGGAUGUUGCGCAAAUUAUUUAUUAACGGUUUCGUGGGGAUCUCUGCUAAGCUCCACCCAUUUCUCCUAAUAUGUUCAUGAACCAGAUGUCAAUCAAUAUAUUAAAGGCUACUGAUUGGAUAUCGGGGUGAUAAUCGCCUGGGUAUGCUAGAAACUCCCUAGAGACGGACUAGAGAUUCCUGAGGGAUGUUUUAUAUAGUGCGUUAUUAUCCGCUUUACUUUAAUGGAAACAAAACCGACCACUCUCGAGGAUUAAAACAACAUCAGAAAGCAAACAAUCAAAUUCUGAUCCACAAUUAUUGAUGGAUAACGGGCUUCAACCUCGUGGACCAUCAGUGACGUCACUUAAAGAAGAACCCCUCACAGGAAAUCAAUUGGGGGUGAGAUCCUGGAUGCAGCCGUCCGUAGUAGAACCCACAACCCCUGGCAGCACGGGGCUUGCCAGGGCCCACUUUGAGAAACAGCCACCGAGCAACUUGCGCAAAAGUAACUUCUUCCAUUUUGUUCUCGCGCUAUAUGAUCGUCAAGGGCAACCCGUUGAAAUAGAAAGGACGGCGUUUAUUGAUUUCAUUGAAAAGGAAUUGGAAGUAGAUAGUCAAAAAACCAACAAUGGAAUUCACUAUAGAUUACAGCUCUUAUAUGCAAACGGAGUCAGACAAGAACAGGAUUUAUAUGUGCGUCUCAUCGAUUCAGUCACAAAACAGGCAGUACAGUAUGAGGGCCAAGAUAAAAAUCCGGAAAUGAGAAGAGUUUUAUUGACACAUGAAAUAAUGUGCAGCCGAUGCUGUGAUAAGAAAAGCUGCGGUAACAGAAAUGAAACUCCAUCAGAUCCGGUUAUCAUAGACAGAUUUUUCCUCAAGUUUUUUAUGAAGUGUAACCAGAAUUGUCUGAAAAAUGCUGGGAAUCCUAGAGAUAUGCGCAGAUUUCAGGUGGUUCUUAGUACUCAGGUUGCCGUUGACAACGGAUUCCUGUUGGCAUGCUCAGAAAACAUGUUUAUCCACAACAAUUCCAAACAUGGGCGAAAACUGGGUCGUGAUCUCGAUGUAAAAACUACUCCAUGUAUCAAGGCAAUUUGCCCUAGUGAGGGCUGGACAACAGGGGGCACCACUGUCAUCAUAAUCGGUGACAAUUUCUUCGAUGGCUUACAAGUAGUAUUUGGUACAAUGCUAGUAUGGAGUGAGUUAAUUACGUCACAUGCAAUCCGAGUGCAGACGCCACCUCGUCACAUACCUGGUGUAGUGGAAGUGACACUGUCAUACAAGUCAAAACAGUUCUGCAAGGGUGCACCAGGACGCUUUGUGUACACAUCAUUAAAUGAGCCAACUAUAGACUAUGGCUUUCAACGUCUCAUGAAGCUUGUACCAAGACACCCUGGGGAUCCAGAAAGGCUACCAAAGGAAAUAAUCUUAAAGAGGGCAGCAGACUUAGCCGAGGCAUUAUACAGUAUGCCUCGCAAUCCCAACCAACUAUCACUCCCAGCUCCUCGGUCCCCAGCAAUGAAUCAAAGUACUGGAUUCAACACAUACAGCGGUCAGUUAGCCGUCAGCGUACAAGACUCAACCAAUGGUCAGUGGGAAGAAGGUUAUACAAGGACUCAAAAUAACAGCGUAUCCCCGAGAGGUUACGGAUCAAAUGGCUCCACCCCACAUAGUAAUGGUUCUAGUUAUAGCGCUAGUAGUAUGAACGGCUAUGGCGCAACUACUGCGUUAACGAAUAUGGGUAUGACAACGUCUGAUUUCCUGCACUCGACCCACGGACCUCAUUUUUCUUCUCAUUCGCCUACGUUACCUCACUCAAACCUUAGCACUAGCGGCACAACCCCAGGAAUAUUUUCAUUUUCACCCGCCAAUAUGAUCUCCGCUGUAAAACAGAAAAGCGCUUUUGCCCCCGUGGUGAGGCCGGGAGGCAGUCCCCCAAUGCCAAAUGGCACACACACAUCAGCUUUACAGGGCGGUUGGGCACAUCCAAUAUUAAACGAGUAAAUUCAGGUCUGACUCCUUUCACCUCCAUCAACCCAUUCUUCAGUACACCCUCUACACCAUACGGAACAUCGCUGAUGCCUCUCACACCAGCGAAAUAACACUAAGUGGACGACUGCACACAAAUCUACUCAGAUUUUCAUUGCAUAUCAUAUCAUGUUCGAACAUUGUUGGACACUUUUUCAUGAUAUUAGUCAAAUUAGUUCUAAGUCAGAUACCAUUGUACAUAAACACAGUGCAAUAUCAUCAUUUUGUGCAAAAAUAACAUGAGGUGGCUCAUGACUCGCAAUAUGUGGUUGCUCAUGGAAAAGAGCAGACGGGAAUUGACGAACUAGUCAGUAAAUAUGUAUAUUAUAUUGUAAAUAUUUUUCAAUCAGAUUAUGUCAAUUUUCUACACUAACGUUAUUAUAAAUAUGCAAACCUUUCUCAUAUUAAAGACAAUAUGAGAUUUAGAAAAAAUGUUCGUGCAUCUUGACACGAAGCAUGAAAAGCUAUGUCCAUAUUUGGUUCUUGCCCAUAUUAUGUAUCCCUAGUCAUAGCUUGGGGAAAUACUAGCAAUCUUUACACACUUCUGCAAGUGACAAGUAAAUAGCAGAUUCACAAAUAUGAUUUAUUAUCAUAAAUAAUUAAUUUAAUUUAUCAUAGAAUUAAAGAGAUAGUGAAGGUUACUCUUGAAACCAGGGUGCUUAAUAAGGAUAUCAGGCCAACUUGUCAAAAUUAAAUCAUAGACCAGUUGCCAUGUUAUUUUCCUACACAAACUGAAUAAUUAGCCAAUCCAAAAACUUCUUGGCUUUGGGUCUUUCGGCUGGUGUGUCAUAUUGAUCACCCUUUUUCAUAUCAAAAUUUUUUCUGAGAAUAAAUAUUCAAAAAGUGUGUGUGAACUUUGGAACUUAUUUUGCAUUUACAUGUAGUGUCUAUGAAUGUAACACUGGAUAUAGCCAUAUAAUGCAAUCUAUAUGUUAAGUGCACCGAUAUCUUC